AUGAGAAAAAAUGCAAUUCAAACAUUCGAAAGCUUUUAUAAAAUAUAUUUAAAGAAAUUUAUUAUUGAAUUAGAAAUCUAUAAUCGAAUGAAAGAUAACCAAGCCAAAUUUCUUCCUAAAUUAUUUUGUCAUGGUUUUCUUGAUGGUUCGCAUACAUUUAACACUAAAGUUUAUAAAAUGUUUAGACCCUUCAUUUUGAUGGAAUAUUUAAAACAUGACAAAAACUUCAUCAAAAAUGGUAAUGUUAAAGAAAUACUUGCUAAAGAACUAGAAAUCCUAGAAGAAUUUCAUAAACAAAAUGUCAUUUUAGAGGAUAUAAAACUCUCAAAUAUUAUCAUAAAUUUAGCUUCAAAUGGAGAGCUCUCAAAAAAAUUUUCAUUGAUUUUGGAUUUUUCAAAUAUUUCGAUGGCCUCCAAUAAUAUUUUAUCUUAA
Messenger RNA from Ascoidea rubescens DSM 1968, 432 nucleotides. RefSeq lists its product as uncharacterized. Bases 1 to 432 code for a protein of 143 amino acids. The record is from RefSeq and is a predicted model, not a curated record. The transcript has a single exon. NCBI's taxonomy places the organism in Eukaryota, Fungi, Ascomycota, Saccharomycetes, Ascoideales, Ascoideaceae.